CGCGGGGUGCGGGGUGCGGGCCGAGCCGGGCGCGGCGGCCCCAAUGCCGCCCGGCGGGCCGGGGCCAGCCCCGGGGGCGCCCCCCGGUGACACCCCCCGGAGCCCCCGCCGCGUUCCCCCGGGCCGUGCCCGCAGGAGGAGGAUCGCCCUGAGCCUCCCUGCAGGCAGGUGAUCCGUCUGCCAUUCCUGGUUCCCCUUCUUCCCACCUCCCCGCCUUUCUUCCCCCCCACCCCGGCUGGACAACUCCCUCCUGAGGAGAACACGCCCAAGUAGCUGAAAAAGAGAGAAAGAGAGGGGGGGAAAAAAAAAGGGAGGGGGGGAGAAGAGAGAAGAGAGUGAGACAAUUCCCACUGAAGGUGGGGACGCGGCCGGCGCUCGCAGGACCCCGCAGCCCAUCCCGCACCCCGCGCUCCUGUGCCAGCAGCGCAGCCGGCGCGGGGCUGGGAGCGGGGGAGCCCCGGCGGGGCCAUGGUGAGAGGCGGCGGGGGCUCGGCGCGGAGCGGCGGGCGGUGCGGGGCGCGGCGGGGGCUGCCCCGCUCGGCCGGGCGGCCGUGACCGCGGCACCGCCAGCGACGGACCGGCACGGCACGGCACGGAACGGCCCCCAGCGCGCCGGGCAUCGCUUCGCGGGUUGGUCUGAGCCACGGCAAGCAAGGAAUAUGAACAGGAAAACAAGACGCUGGAUCUUCCACAUCUUCCUGAGCCUGGGGAUUGUGUAUAUCAAGAUUGGGGGUUUUUCCUCGGUGGUGGCUCUGGGAGCGAGCAUCAUCUGUAACAAGAUCCCGGGGCUCGCCCCCCGGCAGCGGGCGAUCUGCCAGAGCAGGCCCGACGCGAUCAUCGUCAUCGGGGAGGGGUCCCAAAUGGGCAUCAACGAGUGCCAGUUCCAGUUCCGCAACGGGCGCUGGAACUGCUCUGCCCUGGGAGAGAGGACCGUCUUCGGGAAGGAGCUCAAAGUGGGGAGCAGGGAGGCCGCGUUCACCUACGCCAUCAUCGCGGCCGGGGUGGCACAUGCCAUCACUGCUGCCUGCACGCAGGGCAACCUGAGCGACUGUGGCUGUGACAAGGAGAAACAGGGACAGUACCACAAAGAGGAAGGCUGGAAAUGGGGAGGCUGCUCCGCUGACAUCCGAUACGGGAUCGGAUUCGCCAAGGUCUUUGUGGACGCCCGGGAGAUCAAACAAAACGCCAGGACGCUCAUGAACCUGCACAACAACGAGGCCGGGAGGAAGAUUCUGGAAGAAAACAUGAAGUUAGAGUGCAAGUGCCACGGGGUCUCAGGAUCCUGUACCACUAAAACAUGCUGGACAACCCUGCCCAAAUUCCGGGAGCUGGGCUACAUCCUGAAGGACAAGUACAACGAGGCCGUUCAGGUGGAGCCCGUGCGGGCGAGUCGCAACAAGCGCCCGACCUUCCUCAAAAUCAAGAAGCCCCUUUCCUACCGCAAACCCAUGGAUACAGACUUGGUGUACAUAGAGAAAUCCCCCAACUAUUGUGAAGAAGACCCUGUCACUGGCAGCGUGGGCACCCAGGGCAGGAUGUGCAACAAGACGGCCCAGCAGUCCAACGGCUGCGACCUGAUGUGCUGCGGCCGGGGGUACAACACCCACCAGUACUCGCGGGUGUGGCAGUGCAACUGCAAGUUCCACUGGUGCUGCUACGUCAAGUGCAACACGUGCAGCGAGAGAACAGAGGUCUAUACCUGUAAGUGAGCACGUGGGCACGGCCCUGGCCACGGAUACCUUUGCACAUGCACUCAACGGACCUACACGAGACUGUCGGGCAGACCUGCUCUCCCAGAAGAACUGCCCGGGAACGGAGGCCCCUCGGUUCUUCUCACGUUUCAUCGCUUAUGUGGAUACACAUUUCGGACUCAUAAAGCCAGCCAAGAAAGAAAAACAAACAAACCCCACCCUGAGCCACCUGACACAUAAAAGAGAGAGAAAAAGAUCAUCUCAGUUAACCUGCACCUCUAAAGCAAGAAGCAUUGACUGCCUUGUGGAGACACACCAGUCAGGGAGGAGUCUCUGAGGGUGGCAACUGACUCCUGGUUUGGAAAAGAGAUGGUCAAAUAUAAGGAGCAGGGAGGGAUAGGGGAGAAAUCCCCCCAAAAGGGCUUUGCACAGGAUGGGAUGGACAGAGCCCCACCGUGAACGGCCCGUGUGAGCCUGUGGGUGACACAGGUUUUGGCUUCUACACUCGUGAAAAGCUUCUGCUGGUCUUGCCCAUCUUUCCCCUUCAUCCCCCUUGCCACAGCGAGUAGAACUGUUGAAGGUUUCUGUAAACACUGCUUUACCUGCCUUUUUCAUGUGUGUGUGUGUGUGCUGCAGAUUUUAGCACAGGGAUUUGGGACACUCGGGCAUAAUAAUAGCAAUAUUUAACAAUUUAUUCAGAUAAAACUAAUAUUAAUUUAUUUAAUUAAAAAAGAACUCUACCAACCUUUGGGGAACUAUUCUGCAAUUAAAGUAGAUAGCUGGCUUUCUUUGUGGAAUAAUUUUGUAGGAACAGCAAGGAAAGAACUGGAGCUGUACAUAUUAUUCUUAACUAGGAUAUUUCUAUUAGUUGGACUUGCAGGAUAUGUUCUACAGUACUAGAUGUUUAAGUACAAAAGCUGGCAUCUUUAUAUAUAUGUACAUACACAAACACUGUUGUUUUUGGGGUUUUUGUUUGUUUGUUUGUUUUCUCCUGUUUGCUGCUAGUUGUCUGGAACAAAAGUCGAGUGGUAGGGGUUACAAAUCUUUACCAGGCUUUGUGGUUAUUUUUUUUUUCUUCGAUUAAAGAAAGAAGCAUUAAUAAAAUCCUGUUUGGAAUAUGUCUAAAAUUAAGAAAAUCCAGACAAACUUCCAUCUUUUGGAAAAAUCAACCAUAGGAUAAGAGAGUAUAUUUUGUAAGAGACUAUUUUUAUAUAAAUAUUUUAUUUAUACUACGUCUGCUUGUUCAACCUGUACUUUUUCUCAAAACAGGCAUACAAUUUGUAAUUCUUAGGCUAUUUAACAGAGAAAGGGUAAUUAGUUUGUGAACACAACAGCAGCAAGCUGGAUACAUUCAGCUGCAGUUGGUGGAUGUGUCAGAAAGCAGAAUGAACUUUCUCUCCGGAUAUGUGUACAAACUGGCUCUUUUCCUGCAGCUCAAUUUGCAGAAUAUGCAAAACAAGAACAGGGUAUGUAGCAUCAAUUUUGUCACAUGGCUUGAAUUCAUGAUUGGUAUUAACUGGAUGCUCAUUUAUCCCAUUCAAGAAAAAAAAAAUGCGAAUUAGCUUCCCACAUGCGUCAGUCAUUAAACUGUGGCGUUAUGACUCGCAAAUGUGCUGUGUGUGCUGUCAGUUAAACCUCUAUAUUGUGUUACUGUCAAAUUGCAUUUUAAUCAGUGGGAGACUGUAGACUAUGACUGUAAAAACUAGCAUGACACACACCGUCUGAUUCUCAUAGAUAGGAUACAAAGCUUACUUUUUGUCCGACUCUUUUUUGGCAUUUACAUUAUUCUUUCCUCCCCCACCAAAAAGGCCCGAGCUCAGAAAUCCAGAAAAACAUCCAGGCAAGUUUAAAGAGGCAAAUUUAAAGACUACUCACUUGUUUUUCAGAGCCAUUUUGCGUUCCCUUUAUGGUAUUUCCUUUUUAUCACUGCUAAUUUCUUCAGACAUUUGAGUGGUAAAUAUUUCUCUGUGUUUUUAGAGUCAUUCUGUUCCUGCUGCUUUACUCAUUUGUGACCCAUAAAAAAAAAAAUCUAAUUUUAAUGUUGUUUUUCACUGGUUAAUAAACAUGGCCCAGGGUUACUGAUGAUAUUGCAAAUUGUCUGGGACACACCAGAUUCUUUCCUACUUCCAGACCACAGGAUCUCCCCCCUUUAAUGAGGUUCAGAGAGGCAUCAGUAAAGAAAACAUUUCACUGACUCCUGUUGAGAGCAGCAAACAUUACAAGGAGUAGAUGAUACAGGUUUAUCUUGUGCCCAUUGAUAGUUCUGGGGCAAAACUCCCACCUAAGACUGUGAAAACAAAGAACUGAGAAGGGAAGCAGAAGAAUCACCAAAAAAAAUCAAAAGAAGUUGCAGUUUCACAGCCUGACCUUUUAGGGCUCAUCUGAAUGGUGGGGGUUUUUAACUCACUUCUUGUAUAUAUAUUAUUUUUGUAAGAACACAAGCCUAUGCAGUCCCUAGUCCUAGCAAUGUAUAAUCAGGGUUAAUACACAGUUUCUUUGCAGACCUGCCACUUAACACAAAAUAGAAGGUUUAUUCAAUUCAGGCACCAGAGUGGCAUAUCAAAAUAAAGCUAUUAACACAAUUUCAUUUCAAACUGUCGAUAUAAAAGCAAAUUUUUAUUGGUCAUUGAAUCACUGCUCUGAGUUCUCCUAAAUUCCAAAUUAUAAACUUCAAGAUACAAAAUGCAACCACAUACAGUAGAUAUGUUCGUUACAACAGUGUAUUAUGGUAAAAUAAUUCAGAUGUAACAAUUAAUAUUAGAAUUCCCCAUCACCACCACUUUGUGGAUACCAUAUCAUAGUCGAAAGUGUGCUUUCUUCACUGACUAGAGUUACUUUACAAAUUGUUACCUUUGCAGCAUGUUUUUACCAUAGGAGAGUGAUCUGUAAAACUCCUGCUUCCUGUAUAUCUCCGUAUGCAGUGAUGUGCCAUGUACAGUUAGCAGAAUAAUUACUGAAGGACAAAUACCUUUAAACAGUUUUAGUCACAAUAAUAAAAAACUGGAUGCACAAUGGAUUGGGUUUGGUACACAUUUUCCCCAUAUUUUACAAUAUUGCUGAUGAGAAAAUGGAGAGAAAAUUAGACAAAACAUCAAUUUGUUUGAUAGCUGGAGUAACAGGUUGGGAACUGUGAACUAAAGAGCAAGGAAAACCAAAUGCUGCAUUCAACUAGAAAUUAUUUGGAAAUUUGGCUGUGUCACCUCUGAUAGGAGAAAUCUGGCCCCUCAGAAUGUGCCAUGAGUCUGGAGUUAAUUGGUCCUUUGCUAAAUGGGCUUGAAUGACAUGAAGAAUAAACAGGAGGAGAAAGAUUUACAGGUUUGUAGAUAUUCCUCCCCCCAACAACAGUUUGUUCUUUGUGCUCAGGGAUAGAGGGGCUCUGUUUUUCCUUGGUGGAGGAGCACACAAUGGCAGGGAAAUGCACCCAACUGCACAACAACGCGGCUCUCAAAGGAAAACAAUGGUUUGUGCCAGCCAUGGUCUGGGCCAGCCAGGGAAGUGCUGCAUUGCUGGGCACAGAACAACCUCGCUGAGGCCUGGAAAGAGAAAACACAUCCAUGGAGCAGGAGGAGUGAGAGGAGUGGGAAACGCAGGAGAAAAGGCGUAGCUGCAAGUUGGGAAGUUAUUAAUGAUGAAUUCUUUGAGAGUGGAACCCCAGUUCAUGGGAACGAAGCAGCUCUGCCUUGGGAUUCCUAAGUAAGUUUUAAGGAUUUUACCUCUCUGCCCUUUUAAGAGGACAACUAAUCUGAAUGCAAUGAGCUGGAUGUAGAAGCACUUCCAUAAAACACGAAUCGGUCAAUGAUUAAGUUUUCUUUGCCAUGUAUUCACAAAGCUAAUGGAGAUACGUCUUUCAACAGUGAUAAUUAAACUGAAAACAUCCUUAAAAUGUA
Pseudopipra pipra is the source of this 5578-nucleotide messenger RNA. It is a transcript of the gene WNT7A, whose product is annotated as Wnt family member 7A. Gene Ontology annotation, biological process: multicellular organism development; positive regulation of JNK cascade; cell fate commitment. Gene Ontology annotation, cellular component: extracellular region. The record is from RefSeq and is a predicted model, not a curated record. Lineage: Eukaryota; Metazoa; Chordata; Aves; Passeriformes; Pipridae. The transcript is spliced from 4 exons. The coding region runs from base 660 to 1709 and encodes 349 amino acids. Gene Ontology annotation, molecular function: cytokine activity; frizzled binding.